GACGGGCUGUACUACUACGAACAGGACCUGUGGAAGGAAGAGGACCAGAUCGAGUGCAGCAAGGACGUGGAGAACUUCAAGAAGCUGAACGUGAUCAGUAAAGAUGAGUUUGAAACUCUCACCCCCAAAGUGCCUGUCGAGCCGAACCAGGAAGCCCCUCCGAUUCCCAUGUCAGGUUUGGCCUCAGUGGACAGCGGUGCAGAAUUGGCACGCUCUCUGCCUACGACGGUCCCAGAGUCACCCAGCUCUCACCAGCCCAGAACACCCAAAACGCCUCGCACCCCCGGACGCCAGGACCCGAACAAGACGCCACGCUUCUACCCUGUCAUGAAGGAGAGCGGAAACCUCGAUGGGCAGACGCCGAGGAAGAAGAAAACCAGCCAUAGUUCAAACCCUCCUCAGGAAGCCCACAUCGGCUGGGUGAUGGACUCCCGCGAACACCGGCCGCGCUCUGCCUCCAUCAGCAGCUCCAACGCCUCCCCAUCAGAAGGAGCCCCGCUGACAGGAAGUUACGGCUGCACCCCCCAGUCUCUGCCCAAAUUCUGGCAUCCCUCCCACGAGCUGCUGAGAGACAACGGCUUCACUCAGCAGGGAUACCACAAGUACCGCCGACGGUGCCUGAACGAGAGGAAACGGUUGGGGGUCGGCCAGUCUCAGGAGAUGAACACCCUGUUCCGAUUCUGGUCCUUCUUCCUGAGGGACAACUUCAACAGAAAGAUGUACGAGGAGUUCAAACAGAGUGCGCUGGAAGAUGCCAAAGAAAACAACAGGUACGGUCUGGAGUGCCUCUUCAGAUACUACAGCUACGGUUUGGAGAAGAGAUUCCGGUUAGAUCUGUUCAAGGACUUUCAAGAAGAGACCCUCAGAGACUUUGAGAAAGGUCAGCUGUACGGACUGGAGAAGUUCUGGGCCUUCUUGAAAUACUCUAGGAUGAAGAACCAGCCCAUCGACCCGAAGCUGCAGGAGCACCUCAAUAAAUUCAAGAACCUGGAGGACUUCAGGGUGGUGCCUCCAAUGGAGGGAGGCAGGAGGAGACGCCACUCAUCCUCGGCCGGGGAUGAAGGAAGGCGUCGGCGCCAUCCUUCCAACACUACCUCAAAACCAACGCAGGCCUCUAAAUCCUCUAAUGCCGCAGCUCAACCCGCCGCCGCCACAGCCACACAGAACACACCCAAAGACAGCGCGCAGAAAGCAGCCGCGCCCGCCGCCCGGGCCGAGAAGUCUGAUCCUGGAGCCGGGAAGAAGGAAAGCGCUGCACCAAAUAAAUGAAGCUCCUCUCCUGCAGGUGUGGAGUUUGGAUAGCAGAGAUGCAGAGCGAACGCGGCGGCUGCAGCAGCUCUGGGCUCAGCGUUCGCUCUUUUCAGCAGCAAACAGUUUGGGUAUGAAGAGAGACUGAGCGUGGUUGACUUCAUUUGAUCAUUUUUAUCAUUUCAUUUUUUAAAAUAGCAAAGCAAGCAAAGGCAGAGAGCUUCAUUCUGUGCGCCUCACAGCUCGUCAUAACGUUUACAAAAAAGAAAACUAAACAAAAAAAAUGCAUUCCCUGCAUUUUGCCUUUAUACUCUCUUCUCAAGAUGCCAAAAGUCUUCAACAAGUCUGUUAAUCUCCUCGAUCUGUAAACAGCUCUGGUAUUUAAAGAGCUCUCCACCUGUCACACUGUGGUUCU
Messenger RNA from Labrus bergylta (ballan wrasse), 1663 nucleotides. The record is from RefSeq and is a predicted model, not a curated record. NCBI's taxonomy places the organism in Eukaryota, Metazoa, Chordata, Actinopteri, Labriformes, Labridae.